This is a messenger RNA of Nilaparvata lugens (brown planthopper), 7161 nucleotides long. It is a transcript of the gene Cad99C, whose product is annotated as cadherin-99C. Gene Ontology annotation, biological process: homophilic cell-cell adhesion. The transcript has 27 exons. Lineage: Eukaryota; Metazoa; Arthropoda; Insecta; Hemiptera; Delphacidae. Gene Ontology annotation, molecular function: calcium ion binding. The record is from RefSeq and is a predicted model, not a curated record. Bases 10 to 4704 code for a protein of 1564 amino acids. Gene Ontology annotation, cellular component: plasma membrane.
GACGGUGCCAUGCCACAGGGCAUGCCGAGAAUGGGGGCAGCCCGGGCCACUCUCCUCAGCCUCCUUCUAUUCGUAGGGGAGGCCAUCGCAAAGACUGGUCUUUGCGAUGUAGAAACCGGCCAGUCCAACAUCAUCCUGGACAUUGAGGAGAGCCGGGAAGGGCAGAUGAACCAGGAGACGAUACCACCAGAACUUCCUAUUCUGGGGGAUCCUUUCACAGACAUUGCAUUGGAUUUAAACUUUCCGAAAGGCAAUCCAAUAUUCAUCCUGAAUGGGAAGAAACUACAAUUACUUGCCCCACUAGACAGGGAUCAAGAUAAUCUAUCUCACAUAGUCUUCCAGGUCACCUGCACCGUAAAAGCAACCAACAGAAAAAAAACUCUUCCCGUGAUUGUCAGGGUGUCUGACAUUAAUGACAAUGCUCCUCAAUUCAUCAACACACCUUACGAAGUGACUGUGUCUGAGUUGACACCGGUGGGCACGACGAUCUUCCAGGGGCUGCGUGCGGUGGACGCGGACGCGGGUGUGAACGGACUGGUUGAGUACCGCGUGGCUCCGGGCGACGGCGUCGGCCUAGGCGUCGGUUCGGACCGCGUCAAUGUGGCGGACGGCGCCGGAUUCUUCUCCAUUAAUCUGCCACACCAGGGUCAGGUCACCGUCAACCGCAGCCUCGACUACGAACGCACUCAGCGCUAUCUGCUCACCAUCGUCGCAACUGAUCGAGCCCGGAAUCCAGCUGAAAAAUUCUCAACGACUACAACUCUCACCAUCAAUAUCAAAGACGAUGAUGACCAAGAUCCUUCGUUCAUCUAUCAAGGCUGUAUGCUCCUUGAUGGCUCCUGUAGCAAUCCUGAAUACUUUGCUACCGUUUCUAGUGGUGUCCUCUCGGGUAUCUUGGCGAUUUCCCCCGAGAAGAUCCAAGCCGUUGACAUGGACUCGAUCAACGCUCCGAUCUCAUACAGUUUCCAGUCUGGCUCUCCAUCUUCAUUCCGAGACUUCUUCGAAAUAAAUCCCACCACUGGAGCAGUCAGACAAACCAAAGCUGUUGACACUACGGUUGCGAAGAAAUUUGAAAUCAUUGUGAAGGCUGAAGAGGUGACAGAAGCAAAACGUUCAACGACAGCGAAAUUGUUCAUCACUGUGAAGCCGGUUGAUAGCAAUCCGCCUCAAUUGACUGCAUCGGCUGGAGAGGGAUUUGUGGACGAGAAUGCUCCUAUCGGAACCAAAGUCAUAGAUGCUGAUGGAAAUCCUAUCAAGUUAUCCGUCUCUGAUGCGGAUUUGGGCCCCGAUGAUCCGAAACCUGCAUACACAUUUGAGUUGACAACUAGUUUCUUCCAAAUCAAUAAGGAUGGCCAACUAAUAGUUGCUGAAGAGAAUUUGGACAGAGAUCCACCAAGUCCUGGCAAAUUUCGUUUCCAGAUUGUGGCACGAGAAAAGAGUGGCACCGCAGCUAGUGCACCUCUCACUCUGACAGUGGUGCUGAACGACGUGAACGACAAUGCUCCGAGGCUGCCGAUGAUCGCGCCGCUCACAGUGCAGGCGGGCGAAACGCGGCGGGAGAUCGUGCAAGUGGUCGCCACCGACAACGACCUGGGAGAAAAUGCCGAGAUCACCUAUAGCAUCUAUCACAUCUCCAACAAUGGCCGAACCAAGUUCAGGAUUGAUCCCAAGACUGGAGUCAUUGAUACCAUUGGCAAACUCAAUGCUGGGGAAACCUACAGUAUUACUGUGCAGGCAACCGAUAAUGGAGGGAAGUACAGCCAGACUAUAGUGGAAAUAGCUGUCGUUCCCGGCCCCAACACGAGGAGCCCUGUUUUCCAGCAGAAUGUCUACGAAGUUACCGUUAGUGAAGGAGCUGCUAUCAACUCCACUGUAGCAACAAUACAGGCCACUGAUCCUGAAAACGAUCCUGUUUCAUACUCGAUCAUAUCUGGCAAUGAUCUCCGUCAAUUCUCGAUUGAUGACAAGACAGGAGUCAUAAGUGUUAUAAGGAAACUGGACCGUGAAGAUCUCACUAGAUACCAGCUGCUCAUUAAAGCAGAGGAUGAAGGAGGUUUGUCAAGCACAGCCACAGUGAACAUCAGAGUGAGUGAUAUCAACGACAAAAAUCCGGAGUUUGUGAACACACCUUAUGAGUUUGUGGUGCGCGAAGGUGCGGCUAAUAUCCCAGUCGGUCGAGUCAAAGCCAUUGAUGCUGAUGAGGGUAUCAAUGCCGAAGUGUCAUACUCUCUGCCCACCGACAUGCCCUUCAACAUUGAUCCACAUUCUGGAGAAAUAAAUACAAAAGUUGCUCUGGAUUAUGAGAGUCAAAAAGAGUACAGGUUCGUUGUGACAGCUAAGGAUGGAGCCCCGGACCCUCGCAUCGCCACAGCCACAGUCACAGUUCAAGUCACUGACAUCGAAGACGAAGUCCCAAUAUUCCAUAUGCCCACCUAUGAAGCAAGUGUACCUGAAAACGUACCUGAUUAUGUAGUUACCCAAGUCAAGGCUGAUGAUCCAGACACCGUGAAACAAGUGACUUACAUCAUUAAACAAGGACCAACCGACCUCUUCUCCAUAGAUGCGAAGACUGGUGUAAUAAGAACUGUCAGAGGCUUGGAUUUCGAAAGAGAGAGUCAACACAUCUUGAUUGUUGGAACUUUGGAAAAUGAUGGUGAUAAGCCAGGAUCAACUACCAAAGUGAUCAUAUCUGUUGAGGAUCGGAAUGACAUUCCUCCAACAUUCCUGUCUAUACCCAGACCGAUCACACUGGAUGAUGAUGUAGCCAUUGGCACCAAAGUUACCAGUCUUAUAGCAACUGAUUCCGAUGGCACCUCUCCUGGAAAUAAGGUGAGGUAUGAGAUUGUUGGUAGAGGGAAAUCUCCUAGAUAUUUCCAAAUCGAUCCUGAUCUCGGAGUUCUUCAAGUAAGAGACGAUCUCAGAAAGGAAAUUGACAGUGAAUACCAGGUUGAUGUGAAAGCGUACGAUUUGGGAGAGCCUCAACUGUCUCAGUUGACGUCGGUGACAGUGUUCGUGAGGCAUGUGGCGACUGUCGCCCCAGAGGUCGGCUUGGGAUUCGCUGAUGACUCCUACACUGUUCAAGUCAAGGAGAAUGCGCCUCCCAACUCAUUGAUCAAAACAUUCACCGUCAUAAAUAGCAGAUCUCACCAUCAAUCUCUACCGCUUCAUUGUUCAAUUGCCAGUGGAAACGAAGCAGGUUUAUUCUAUGCGAAUAUAACUGAGCAAAGAAAUUGUGAAUUGAGGCUUGGAGAGAAGAAACUUGAUCAUGAAACCACAUCUGAAUUUAAUUUGAAAUUGAGACUGGAAACAUUAGCUAAUCUUAUCAAUCCUGCACGGAGCUCAACUAAUGUGAAGGUGCAAGUGGAAGAUGUUAAUGACAAUUCUCCACAAUUUGUCUACCCAGAAUCGAGUCGUCGUUACCACAAGCAGAAGUAUUUUGGUGCCGUUGCAAAGGAUAAGAAAGAUGUGGGAGUUACAGUUCUUCAUGUGAAGGCUGAAGACAAGGACAGUGGUAAAUUGGGAGCAGUUGAAUACAAAAUAGUGCCAGAUGAAUCUGGGUCGGCAGAGUACUUUACUAUUGAUGCGAAUUCUGGAGCAAUAAGGACAAAGAAGACUUUCGACAGUGUAACUGGUGAUGAGUUACCUUUCAGAAUAACAGUUGAAGCAAGAGAUAAUCCUCAAGGCGAGUCCAACUCGGAAAAAACUGAAGUUGUGGUCAAUGUCAUAGAGGAUCGACAUCGACUCAUUAUGGUUGUUUACGAUAAAACGGCGGAUAAAGUGGAGAAGCAGGAGAACUCGAUAGUGGGCAUUCUGGAGGACAAGACCAGCUUGAUAGUCGGCAUUGAGAAGCGGUCACCGCGCCAAUUCACCAAAGACAACAUGACCAUCGAAGUGGAUGACAGCGCCACCGACCUCUGGUUCUACACCAUCGAUCCCCAAACAGAAACCAUCCUUGAUCGCAACAGUACUCGUGUUAUUCGGUCAGUUCUCAGUUCAGAAGCGCAAGCGAACAUAACAUUAGAUGCAUCAAAUAGUCUCCAAGCCACAGUCUCCUCCAUUCAUGGACCCAUAAAGGCAGUGACACCGAUCAAAACUGCUAUUGUAGCCGUGCAAUUGGAAAUAUUCCCUUAUGCAUUGAUUGUCAUAGCAGCACUCAUACUUGUCCUUGGAACGGCAGGAAUCAUCUACAUAUGUGUAUCAUGGUCAAGAUACAAAGCUUAUAAGGACAGAAUGCAGAGGAUGUAUGUAAUGCCUAGAUACGAUCCUGUGUUUGUAGAGCCAAACCUGAAAGAGUAUGAAACACAGGUUCUACAGAUGAGUGUACCAGUUGAUGACAAUGAUAGCUUCAAUGAUUUGCAACUGGAUUUUAGUCGUAAAAACCAUGCAUUUAGUCUUGACAACGUUAGUUAUAUCACCAAAGAGCAUGGAGAUAAUAGUAUAGGACAACAGAGUCCAGUAAGCUCAGAUGCAGCAACCACGGCCAGAGCAUCUAGCAUUGCUGGCCACCAUAACAAUAACAACAUUCAUAACGAAUCACUGGGCAAUAUCAACCCAGUAUAUGACAGAUCAGAAGAUGAAAGGAUAGCUAGGAACGCUAGUGCCACUAAUGAGAAUGUCACAUUUAGAGAGAAGAAGGAUUAUUCCCACCUUGGAUUCAAUUACAUGAUAGAUAGAUCGCCUAUAGAAACAACAACCGAACUAUAGUAAUUAGUAUUUUUUAGAAACGGAAAAUAUAUCAGUGACAUUACCGUGAUUAAUGACUUGAAAACAUCAAUUGAAAGUGAUGACAAACUUUCAGAUUAGUGUAUAUUUCUAUGAAAAUUUAAGACUUUGUGAAAGAAAGUAUGAAAGUCGAAAGCCAGUGUAUGCAUUUUCUUCUGGCUCUGGUCAUGGACAAGAAAUUCUUUCUCUUAUCUGUGUUUGGGCUCACUCAUAGGCACAUAUCAGAUUCACCUGUUGGCUGUCUGAGUAUAAAUAUCUAAUUAUUGUAUUCUUGAAAUACUCGUGAUGUGUAUUCAAUUUGAUAUUGGCAAAACUUCACUGAUUUAAAACAGAAAGUUUAAAAAGUUAGGGCAUUAAUUUUGAGAAAAGAAGGCUGUUUUAUUAUUCUAACAUCACCAAUGAAUAUGCUGAAUGCAUUUCUUUUCUGCAAUGAUCAAGUGAAUAUCAUCCUGAUUCAGUGAAUCGCCUUGAAGUCCAUGGCUUGAUUGUGAGUUAUUAACUUUCAAAUAUUACACAAUUGGAAAUGAUAUGAGAGAAAUAGGUAGGUAGGUAUACAAGCUAUGGUAUUUGUCGGUAGGAUACAUCCAAGAUCUUUUUGUUCCACUUCAAUCAAUAAUUUUCAUUUCAAUUCUCAAAAUUUCUAUUUGCUACAAAUUACUCGAACUCCUUCAAUUUGGUAGUUCCAACUUAUACCCAUGAUCCGCAUUCCAGUGUAAUGUGAUAGGAGUUUGCUGAUAGUGUACCGUAGCAUUUGAAGUGAAUGUUGACUUGAGUUUUAAUUUUGUACAUUGUUGAAAAUAGUAUAAUAUUAUAAUCUAUAUGCUCAAUGUAAAAAUUCGUUUGAAUGUAUGCUGAUGUGAACAGUAGUUAGGAUUCAAAUUAUACUAGAAAUUAAUUAUUAUGUACAGUAAUUGCUAAUUCGGUUAUAAUUAUUGUUAUUCUCUGAUAGUUGAUAAUUCCUAGCUAAUCAAGGCUUUGUAAAUAUAUAUAUUAUUAAUUUGUAGGUGGCUAUGAGAGAAAAUUGAAUACAAUAAUAUGGAAAUUAAAAAUCCUGAAAAUUUGGACCAAUAAAAAAUCACUAUUACUAGAUUUUUGCAUCGAAACUAUAAUGAAUAAUUUACUAUAUAACGUACUUUCUAUGUACGGUAAUACAUCGAUGCAAUGUAAACAAUUCCUGCCAUUUUAUGUUUAGAUUUUUUUCUUUUUCUAUGGAUUGCCAUUAAUUAUUAUUGAGAAAUACAUUGAUAGUUUAAAAGUCGAAUAAGAGAAUUAAAUAUAUCGAAUUAUGUGUUCUUUUUCACUUUAUAUCAUUAGUACUUACAAACAUCAAAAUGUUUUCAAAUGUGUCGCGAGUAUUCUAGUUGUAAGAUAUGGAAUAAGGCUGAUGUAGGAAAUGUUAUAUAUUAUAUUUUCUAAUAUUCUCCCCUUAAUUUCAAAACGUUAACCGCCCAUUUAUUUUAUUGGAAUGAUGAUUCAAUUGAGAUAAUGUUGAAUGUAAUGAUAAUAUCUAGUAACCUGGAUCUAGUUCUGUACUAGUGACAGAGUUCCAAGGUAGUCCCUAUUCAAUUUCAGGUACUUGAUAUGACUGAUUUAGGCGAUUGGGACAUAAUAUCAUUAUAAUUUCACGGUACAUUCUUGCAUUAAACUGUUAUUUGAAGUAACAAUAGUAGAUGACUAUAAGAAUGCCAAUAACAACUAACCAAUAUCUAUCUAUCAAUAAUAUUUGACAAACUCAAUAUUCCUGUUUCUCUCGUUAAAUGAUAAAAACUAUGGUUAAUACUUUCGAUUGAUGAGAGGAAUUUGGACAGAUUAAAUAAAUUAAGAGAAGAAUAAAAUAAAUCUUAUUUUAUUUAUUCAAUCUGAGAUCUAAUUUUAUUGUUGUAAAAACCAAUGUGAACAACGCUGUAGUUAUCAGUACAAUACGUUUUCGCAAAUAAUCUAUUAUUCAAUAAAUUGAUACGUAUAAAUCGACCCUAUCAAUAAAUUUAUGUACUUGAAUAGCAUAUUUUAUUUUCAAUUGAAUUCGAUCGAUUCAUUAUAAUCAAUUCAUCAAUGUCACAUUUAUCUAGUCAUUUGACAUUGACUUGAAUGCAUCUAAAAUUGUUAAAAACUCUAUACGGUACGGUAAUAAUAGAUGUCCAUUAAAUAAUUCAGAAAAUUCUUCUUCGUCACUGAUGAAAACUUUAUGUUCAAUGUUCAUCAACCAUGAAUAAAUUCUAUUCCCGACAGAAUUCAGCAAUAAAGAAACUAAUCAAGCAAUGCAACAUUAAUUUAUUACCUACUGUUUUUUCUCCGUUAUUUCACCAACAAUAAACCAUUAAGAUAAUUUCCAUUUCAAUUCAGAUCAUAAUAAUAAUUGGCUAUAUGUUUUUUUUCUAAAUUCAUUCUUGCUGUACUUCUGCUUAACUAUAAACUAAUUUGCAGCUUGAAAUAAUAGAG